AUGACGUCGAGGAUUACAAAUCGUCCUUGGGUUACGUCUCCGGUUGAUCGAUUCUCCAGUUUGCCGGAGUUGGCUAUCGUCGACAUCCUUUCCCGUCUCCCAGCAAAAGAUGCCGUUAAAACCAGCGUGCUUUCCAAAUGGUGGAAAUCCUUGUGGACUAACGUCGCCACCUUUGAUUUUAAGUUUCUGGGCGGCCCAGAAGAGGAAGGUAACAAGAAGAUGAUGUUUGUGCAGUUUAUUAAUAAUGUGUUUCUUCAUAAUGUUGUCAAGAACUUGGAAACGUUUCGACUUGAUUCGUCGCCUGAUGAAUCUGAAUUAGCUUACCUUAACAUGUGGGUUCGUCACGCCGUCAUCCAUCGAAAUGUUAGGAAUCUUGAGCUUAAGAUCGGAUUUAGUUUUAUUUGUGAUGUUCCUGCCGAGCUAUUCACUUCUGGCCAAGAAGAUGAGGUUGCAAUGAUAAGGUAUAUCCUGAAGCAUGGUGUAGUCCUGAAAAGCGUCGAACUAGGAUCCCGGCCUCCUACUACUUCUGCUACUGAUUUGGAGUUCAAGUUUCGCAUGCUUCAAAACAUAUCAUUGUUCCACAGAGGUUCUCAUGACUGUGAAGCUUUCCGCCCUCUUCCUCCGUUGUCUCUACAAUUUUUUUCCAUCCCAGCAUUGUCAUUUGAUUGCCCUUUGGUAUCAAUUAAACAUCUUCCUUCUCCAUCAGCUAGAGUGGAUAAGCUAUGUUGGCAAUCCCAGAUUUUUCACCUCCAUGCGGUUAACAAGUUUAAAGUGAUCUUGAAGAAGAAUGAGAAGGCCCCAUUGCCACCAGGGCCUCGGGGUCUGCCAAUUGUUGGAUACUUACCAUUCUUAACCCCCAACUUGCACACUCAGUUCGCUGAAUUUGCUCAUCGAUAUGGUCCGGUUUUCAAGCUUAAGCUUGGAAACAAACUCUGUGUCGUAGUGAGCUCGCCGGCUCUCGUGAAAGAGGUAACGCGAGAUCAGGACGUUGUAUUUGGUAACCGAGAUCCUCCUGCUGCCGCGGAAGCUAUUACUUAUGGAGGACUCGACAUCGCGUGGUCUCCCUACGGCACCUACUGGCGCAACAUGCGAAAAGUAUUCGUGAGGGAGAUGAUGAGUGGAAGCAACCUUGAUGCUUGUUAUGAUCUAAGGAAAGGUGAGGUGAUAAAGGCUAUGCAAUAUAUUGAGAUGCGGGUUGGAAAGCCUGUAGAGGUUGGUAAUCUGGGCUUCUUGACCGAGAUGAAUAUGGUUUUGAAUAUGUUGUGGGGUGAGACACUUGAAGCCAGCCAGCUAAGCGAAACAGGAGCUAAUUUCAGGGAGUUGUUUGCGAGAAUGAUUGAUCUUUUCGGCAAGCCUAACUUAUCUGACUUCUACCCUAGCCUUCGCAGGUUUGAUAUUCAGGGCAUUGAGAGACAAGCCAAGUCUCUUUCACAAACAACUGAUGAGAUUUUCAAUGCAGCGUUUGAGAAAAGAAUGAAGAUGACAGCGGAUGGAAUAAAAAGUGAUGGAAAGAAAAAAGACUUUGUUCAAAUCCUGCUUGAGAUCAAGAAGUUUGAAGAUACUGGGGAAGAGAUUAGCCUGGCACAGAAAAAAGCCAUCUUAAUGGGGUAUAAGAGAAAAAUAGUAAUUUUCAAGAAAAAGAAUAGAAAUGCCUUCUUGUUGCCACCAGGACCCUGGGGAUUGCCAAUUGUUGGAUACUUGCCAUUCCUAGGCACCAACUUGCACACUAAGUUCACAGAAUUGGCUCAUCAAUAUGGUCCAAUCUUCAAGCUUCAGCUUGGUACCAAGCUCUAUGUUAUACUGAGCUCGCCUUCUGUCGUCAGAGAGGUGACGCGAGAUCACGACGCCACUUUUGCCAAUCGCGAUCCUCCUGUUGCCGUGAAAACUGUGACUUAUGGAGGAGUGGACAUUGUAUGGUCUCCCUACGGAUCCUACUGGCGCAACAUGAGGAAACUAUUCGUCCGGGAGAUGCUAAGUGGAAGCAACCUUGAUGCUUGUUAUGAUCUCAGAAAAGGUCAGGUGAUGAAGGCUGUUGAAUAUGUUAGCAAGAGGGUUGGAACGCCUGUGGAUAUUGGUGACCUGAGUUUUCGAACAGCAAAGAAUGUGGUCUUGAGUAUGUUGUGGGGUGAGACACUUGAAGCAAACCAGCAAAUAGAAGUAGGGGCUAAUUUCAAGGAGGUGAUUGAUAAGAUCGUAGAAGCAGUAUCAAAGCCAAACAUAUCCGACUUCUUCCCAAUCCUUCGCAGGUUUGAUAUUCAGGGACUUGAGAGAAAAGCCAAGGUUAAUACACAAAUAGUUGAUGAGAUUUUCGAUAGAGUGAUGAAUGAAAGAGCGAAGAUGUCUGAAGGCGAGAGAAGAAGUGCUGGAAGUAAAAAGGACUUUGUUCAAAUCCUCCUUCAGCUCAAGAAGUUGGAAGAUGGGAAAGACCUCAGCCUGACUCAGAUGAAAGCCAUCAUGAUAGACAUUGUUAUUGGUGGGACAGACACGACAGCUACAAUAACCGAAUGGGCAAUGACAGAGCUUCUGCAUCACAGAGAAGUCAUGGAAAAGGUCCAGAAGGAACUCAACGAAGUGGUGGGGGUUGGCAAAGUCGUUGAAGAGUCUCAUCUGCCAAAACUACACUAUCUGGAAGCAGUAGUGAAAGAGGCUAUGCGUUUACACCCUCCUUUACCUAUACUGAUCCCUAGGUGUCCAAGCAAAUCAUUUGUUAUAGGUGGAUACACUAUCCCAAAGGGUACUACGGUGUUCAUUAAUGCCUGGGCUAUACAAAGAGAUCCGGAGCUCUGGGAUGAUCCGUUAGAGUUCAAGCCAGAAAGGUUUCUGAUGGAACCAAAGAAGUGGGAUUACAGUGGUAACAGUUCUCAGUUCAUUCCAUUCGGAUCAGGAAGAAGAAGUUGUCCAGGGAUUCCUUUAGGUGAGAAAAUGUUCAUGUACGGUUUGGCUGCCCUCUUGCAUUCAUUUGAUUGGAGACCAACCAAAACCAAAGAGGAGGACCUUACUGAGAAGUUUGGAAUGGUCAUGGGGAAAAGCACACCACUAUUAGCUAUCCCUACCAACAGAUCACAAAAUUAUCACUAG
Molecule: messenger RNA, 3078 nt
Organism: Oldenlandia corymbosa var. corymbosa
Lineage: Eukaryota; Viridiplantae; Streptophyta; Magnoliopsida; Gentianales; Rubiaceae
Source: the annotation of a GenBank genome assembly